AUGAAGCUUAAGAAAUUCUUAUUGCGGUAUUACCCACCAGGAAUUAUACUCGAAUACCUCCGAUCAAACGGCCAGAUAGAGUCCAAAUACAUUGACUUGCUAAAUUUAAGCCCUCAGACUGAUGUAGAUGCCCUUGUGGAUCAGAUUAUUUUCGAAGAACCCGCCAUAUCUCAGACAAGAAAGCCACAGCUGCGAAAGCUUAUAUUGAAACUUAUAGAAAAACUUCAAACCAACCAAAAUCAGCGCUUUAUCCUAUAUAAGUCUCUUAAAGCCCAUAUUUUACCCCUUACGAAUUGUGCCUUCAAUAAAUCAGGCGAUAAAUUUAUCACUGGGUCCUAUGAUAGGACCUGCAAGAUUUGGGACACGAUGUCUGGGGAAGAAAUAAGGAGUUUGGAAGGACACAAAAACGUGGUGUAUGCAAUUGCGUUUAAUAACCCUUAUGGAGACAGAGUAGCAACUGGGUCAUUUGAUAAGACUGCCAAGCUAUGAAAUGCGGAUACUGGUGAGUGCAUGUAUACACUUAGGCAUCAAAAAGAAAUUGUCUGCUUAAAUUUCGGUUUGCAAAAAAAAAUAAAUUAAUUUUUAUAUAAAAAAAAAAUUUUUAUAGAAAAAUUAUAAAUUUCGACACCAAUGGGUUUUUAUUUGCCACAGGCUCUAUGGACCAAACUGCUUGCAUAUGGGAUGUUGAAACAGGUGAACGCCUUUGUUCGUUUGCAGGGCAUACCGGAGAAAUCGUAAGUGUCCAGUUCAAUACUGAUGGCGAUAAAGUUCUCACCGGCAGCUUUGAUUUUACCGCAAGAAUUUGGGAUACCAGAUCAGGCCAAUGUAUAAGGCUUCUAGAAGGCCACAAUGGCGAAAUUUCUAACGCUCAAUUUGAUUUUUCAGGCGAUUUUGUAGCAACUGGCAGCAUCGACCACACUUGCAAGCUUUGGGACGUGAACAGUGGAAGAUGCAUUGAAACCUUACGAGGCCACACAAACGAAGUUUUAGACGUCGCUUUUAAUUCAACUGGCACCAAGCUGGUAACUGCAAGUGGUGACACAUAUGCAAGAGUUUAUAAUGUUUUAACUAAUGCAUGCGUAGGAAUUCUAGUCGGCCAUGAAGGAGAAAUUUCCAAGGUUGCCUUUAACCCUCAAGGGACCAAAAUUCUGACUGCAAGUAAUGAUAAGACGUGUAGGAUAUGGAACGCAGAAACUGGCGAAUGCUUGCAGACACUUGAAGGACAUACAGACGAAAUAUUCUCUUGUGCAUUUAAUUAUGAAGGAGAUACUAUAAUUACUGGGUCAAAAGAUAAUACAUGCAAGAUCUGGAAAGAUACCGAAGGAGCCUAA
Molecule: messenger RNA, 1331 nt
Organism: Blepharisma stoltei
Lineage: Eukaryota; Ciliophora; Heterotrichea; Heterotrichida; Blepharismidae
Source: the annotation of a GenBank genome assembly